AGACUUAUCAUGACAUUCAACUUUCACUUUGAUUGAGGCACUAGAUACGAAACAUUUGGAUUGUGAAUUGAUACAAAAUUCAAUACGAUAAAUGUAUGACGUUACAGUAACAUUUGGCAUGCAUAUAGUUACUGUUGUUACCAUAAUCAUGAACGUGGAAAUGUUGUGAAUCUGUGAGAUCUACGGCAGAGAAUGAGAGUUUAUUUCCAGCUGGAUAUCUAAAAUGUUCAGCAGUGCUCGUCAGACUCCUGAGACUGGAACCAGGAGAUUGCUGAAAGGGGGCAGUACAAAGUUUCUAGUACCCGAAACAUCAGACAAACUGCAAUUUAAGAAGAAUGUUUUGAUUGGUUACAGUGACAUUUCAGUGGCUGGAAGUCGUGCCCUGCUUGGCCUCAAUAUGCGGAUUGAGUAUGAGCAUCUCCCGAUUCCUCAGAUGAGAGGUUGUACUCCUCUGUGUGUGAGGUCUGAAGCUCCUGGAGUCAAGGAACAGCAUUUCCAGCCGCUGCAAGUUUUACAGUGUAAAUAUGAAGAGUAUUCCUGUGUGAUUGUCAACACUAUUGUGCCAGCAGAUAAAUGCCAACAUGUAGCCAAUACAAUCAUUGACCUGUGUAUAGAAAGUGGUGUGGAGAAGGUGAUUUUGUUAACAACUUUGAAGCUAGAUAAGAUACCGGACAACCAGCUUAAACCGUUAUAUGAGAGUACAUUCAACACCAAACCAGUGACAUCCAAACUAGCUCUACCACCAGAUACAAAGAUCUGUGAUCCACUGCUCAGCACACUCAUCCAGAUGAUACAGAUAGAGUCUAUUCCCUGUAGCUGUCUUGUCGUACCAGGCCACAGAGCAAUGGCAGGGAAAGCAAAUAUAUAUGACGAGUCCCAACAGGCAAUUUUAGCAUUCCACAAAGUUUUGAAGAAGUGGUCACGACUGGACUUCAGUGAAGAUUUGAGUCUGUCUUUGAUUUACGACAGUUUAGAUGUAGAGGACUUGUCAGCAAUGUCGUCACUCAUGUAUGGAUGAUCCAUGGUGGCAAAAAAUCCUCAUUCGGUGAGGUGCACCCUACAAUUUUGAAAAUUUUAUUCACUCAGCUGUCAUUCACCGAUACAGAUUCGUCAACAAAUACAUUUCUAAUUAUGUUCAUUAAAUUCAGUGUAAUCAUGUUUAACAGAACAAUAAACAAUAAGUAUCAGUGUU
Molecule: messenger RNA, 1192 nt
Organism: Pecten maximus
Lineage: Eukaryota; Metazoa; Mollusca; Bivalvia; Pectinida; Pectinidae
Exons: 9
Coding region: 224-1018 (264 amino acids)
Source: RefSeq, a predicted model, not a curated record